Xenopus tropicalis (tropical clawed frog) is the source of this 3016-nucleotide messenger RNA. RefSeq names its product DnaJ heat shock protein family (Hsp40) member B1 (gene dnajb1). NCBI's taxonomy places the organism in Eukaryota, Metazoa, Chordata, Amphibia, Anura, Pipidae. Gene Ontology annotation, biological process: protein folding. The record is from RefSeq and is marked provisional.
GCCGAGAGUUGACAGGAGGAGCAUACGGACAAGCGAUUGGUGCUAAGGUAUCUUCAUAGGGUAAUAGAAUACCUGCCAACAUGGGGAAGGAUUACUACAAAAUCCUUGGAAUCCCCAAAGGAGCGACGGAGGAAGAGAUUAAGAAGGCGUACAGAAAGCAAGCUCUUAAAUAUCACCCAGAUAAGAACAAGGACCCGGGAGCUGAGGAUCGAUUCAAAGAGAUUGCGGAGGCCUACGAUGUGCUCAGUGACCCUAAGAAGAGGGAAGUGUUUGAUAAAUAUGGAGAAGAGGGCCUGAAGGGAACUCCUGGUGGUGGAGGAAGCAGCGGCGGCCCCAAUGGUACCUAUAGCUACACUUUCCACGGUGACCCUCAUGCUGUCUUUGCCGAAUUCUUCGGUGGUCGAAAUCCAUUUGACGGCUUUUUUGGACGCAAUGAUGACGACAUGGAUACAGACGAUCCCUUUGCUGGCUUCGGUGGCAUGGGGGGCUUCGGUGGCAUGGGGGGAAUGGGAGGAAUGGGGGGCAUGGGUGGCAUGGGAGGCUUUCCUCGGUCUGCAUCGGGUCGACGGGACACUGUACCCAGAAAGCAGGAUCCUCCAAUCACACGUGAACUCCCAGUAUCUCUUGAGGAAGUGUUUAAUGGUUGCACCAAAAAAAUGAAAAUCUCGCACAAGAGGCUGGGGCCCGAUGGCAGAAGUGUGCGUAAUGAGGACAAGAUACUCACCAUUCAGGUGAAAAAAGGCUGGAAAGAAGGCACCAAGAUCACCUUCCCUAAAGAGGGUGACGAGACCCCCAGCAACAUUCCUGCUGAUAUUGUCUUUGUGCUAAAAGACAAGUCUCAUCCAGUGUUCAAAAGAGAAGGAUCCGAUGUGGUUUAUACAUCCAAAAUCAGCCUGCGAGAGGCUCUAUGUGGCUGUUCAGUAAACAUCCCAACCGUGGAUAACCGCACAAUCCCGCUUACAUUUACUGACAUCAUCCGUCCAGGAACCAAGAGGCGAAUAACGAAUGAAGGACUUCCCCUUCCUAAAUCUCCCGAUCAGCGCGGCGACUUAAUUGUAGAGUUCGACAUUCGGUUUCCAGAGAGGCUGACGGCCAGCUCCCGCGAAGUGUUGGAAAGGGUUCUUCCUGCAUAAGGACCAAGCCUUCCCUAAGGCACCGUGACCAAAGCAGAACUGGUUCAUUUAACUGUUUCAGCUCCAGGGGGCCUGGGAAUGGGGAAAAAUGAUGGUUAGGGGUGCCACAUCCUAAUUUUGAUCACAUCUUCAUUUAUUCCCUGAUUAUAUUUCUAUUCCAUGAAUCUAAUUCAGCACUUUGUAAUAUUAAUGGACGAUUAAUGGGAAGCGUUUUGGCAGUGGCAGUGCUGGUAGUUUGAGUUAAGCCACAAUUGAAAUACUUUUUGGGUCCAGGAAUUUAUUCAGUAUACUGUCACUCCGAAAACCCCUAAUUUCUGGUGCUGUUGAGUUGGGCGACUGUAGUUGUCUUUUGUCUAGUGGCGAGAUAUUGUGCCUCCGUGCUGAAUGCCAUUAAACUGGAAGCAGCCACUGCAUCAAGUGUCAAUGACAGAUCGAAUACUGGUACUUAUGUGGGAACCACCCUCUGUUGCCUCUUUCUGCCUGUUAAAUGGGCAGCUUAGGGGCAAGUCGGGCAGCUUUUUUUAUUGCUGUCUGCACUCACUAAAGCUGCCCAUACAUGCCAGGAUUUAGUCGGGCAGUUAGGACGAUUUGACCACCUUUAGACUAUUGAGAAGUCCAUUUAUUUUGUUACUCUUUCUGGAAAUUCAAGUUGAGGGAUAAAAACUGGAUCAUAUUUCAGACACAAAAUACCUUGUACAAGGAUUUCAUUGCUGCGAUUUUUUCACUUUCAUAUAUUCCACUCCAUUGUGCUGCAUUGCUGCAGUGCCAGAGGGCCCCCUUUAUAGAAAAUCCUGAUAGAGAAGGGCUUUCUGCGUGUUGCCAUGCAAGAUUGUUAUAUUUGCGUAAUGUGUUGGGUUGGUUUUUUUUAAGUGUGUGCAACAUGAUUUUAUUCCACUUUCAGCGUCAGGAAUUGCUCUGUAUGUAUGGCUAUGUUGUUUUAUACGGAUACAAUAAAUAUACAUACAGAUAUAAUGGGAACUGACUCGCCUCUCAAAAACGGAAAAUUGUAUUUUCUAUUUUGUUGUUGCAAAAAGAAUAACUGGAGGCAUGUAUGUUACUGGAAUGUUUAUUUUUUAAUAAUGCAUUGCAUUAAUAACCACAAUGUAGGGUUUUUAUAACGAUGCUGGAGUCCCACUCUCCCCUCCCACAAUGGAAUUUUUGGGUGGAGCUUAGGAUAUCGGUUGCAUGGCCUAUAUAUUGCUGGUUGCAGCCUUGCUCUUAUGGAAGCCUGUCUCCAUUGUCGGGGUGGGUAUGGAACUGAUUCCGUGUAUUUAUAUGUUAUGCAUAUCUGUACUAUGUUUUGUAAAGUUUUUUUGUUUUUGUAUAUAAAUAGUUUUUCUGGAAGAUGCCAUUGUGGCAUUGAUAUAAAAAAAAAACCGAAUCCAGGUGAUAUUGGCUUAUAAAGCUGGUAAGCGACAAGUCGCUAAUAGGGGAUACAUUGACAAGCAAAGGGCAAGUGAUACUCGGCAGUUAUACUAAGGUUCUAAGGCAGGGUUCCCCAACCUUUUUCACCCGUGAGCCACAUUCAAAUGUAAAAAGACUUGGGGAGCAACACGAGCAUAAAACAUGUUCCUGGGGUGCCAAAUAAUGACUGUAAUUGGCUAUUUGGUAGCCCCUAUAUGGACUGGCAACCUACAGGAGACUCUGGCAGUACAUCAGGUUUUUAUGCAACCAAAACUUGCCUCCAAGCCAAGAAUUUUAAAAUAAGCACCUGCUUUAAGGCCACAGGGAGCAACACCCAAGGGGUUGGAGAGCAAUAUGUUGCCCCUGAGCCACUGGUUGGGGAUCACUGUUCUAACUAAGGGUAUAACUGUGACACAUCUCUAAACCCAGGUAAUUGCUUCUAAUGUUCCUGGUCGUAAAUAAAACACUAUUUUGAUUCA